AUGUCUAGCACAGCAGGGAAGACUAUAACAUGCAAAGCCGCUGUAUGCUGGGGCGCAGGCGAACCUCUCAAAAUCGAAGAGGUCGAAGUCGCGCCGCCUCAAGCACACGAAGUCCGGAUUCAUAUCUUGCAUACCGGGAUAUGCCACACUGAUGAAUAUACUCGUAGUGGCAAAGAUCCUGAGGGCUUGUUCCCUGUUAUUCUUGGACACGAAGGUGGUGGAAUAGUUGAGUCUGUGGGUGAAGGUGUCACAAAUGUCGCACCAGGCGACCAUGUCGUUCCAUUAUACACGGCUGAAUGUCGUGAAUGUAAAUUCUGCAAAAGUGGAAAGACCAAUCUGUGUGGCAAAGUGAGGACUACACAGGGCCAAGGCCUCAUGCCAGAUAGUACAAGCCGUUUUACAUGCAAGGGCCAAAAGAUCCACCACUUCAUGGGUACUUCGACGUUCUCCAAAUACACAGUAGUUGCAGAUGUUUCUGUAGUCGCUGUGAACAAAGCUGCCCCUCUCGAGAAAGUCUGCUUGUUAGGCUGUGGAAUUACCACCGCUUGGGGCGCCGUUGUGAAACAACAAGGAAUCAAGGGCUCCAAUGUCGCCGUCUUCGGUUGUGGGGCCAUUGGCCUCGGCGUCAUCUCCACCGCCUCGAUUGUAGGCGCCACGCGUAUCAUCGCCGUCGACACCAAUCCCAACAAAGAGGGGUGGGCAACGAAGAUGGGAGCUACAGAGUUCGUGAACCCCGCGAAGCUGCCCGAGGGCAAGCGGAUCCAAGAUCACCUUGUCGAAAUUACUGAUGGAGGCUUGGACUUCACCUUUGAUGCAACUGGUAAUGUCCAUGUUAUGCGCGCUGCACUCGAGGCUUGCCAUAAAGGUUGGGGUGUCUCAACUGUCAUUGGCGUUGCUGCCGCGGGACAAGAGAUAUCUACUCGUCCUUUCCAAUUGGUAACGGGUCGAACAUGGCGAGGAAGUGCGUUCGGUGGCGUGAAAGGGAGGACUGAGCUGCCAGGCCUAGUCGAAGACUAUUUGCAAGGUAACCUGAAGAUCGAUGAAUAUGUGACACACCACCGAAAAUUCGAAGAAAUCAACGAGGGAUUUGAUGAUAUGCAUGCCGGGGAUUGUAUUCGAUGUGUGGUUGACAUGUCUUGACUAGAGGGAAGACUUUGAACAAUGAUGAUGUGUAAAUAUGUAUCCAUAAUGGCACUGCAGAUUCAAAGUUGUAAUAAAAGCAAUGGAACAGGUUGAUACAGCAAGAAAAUACUAAGAUUUAUACGUUGAAAGAAAUAAACCAGAUUUCCAAGAUGAUUUGAUAAAAUGGCAAGGAUCUGUUUUGACCUCUAUGUGAUAAGAGCAAGAAACUACACCCCUCGCUGCGCUAGGACUCUCCCCUGCUUCGAACCUGUGAUAGCACGCCACAACACAACGAGGGCGGCGUUGACUUCUUGUCUCCGUGAAUGAGUUCUUCUCCAGAAAGUCCGUACAAUCGCAAGCAUGGCGAGGAUAAACGAAAUGUCCAAACAUAACCGUCGAACAAUGAUAAGUACUGGUGAUCGAUUCUCGUUGUGUGCGAAGAAGGCAGCAAGUUGUCUGAAGGUUACAGCAACACGGGAGAGAGGGUGAAGGAUCAGAGACCACAACCCCAUAUCGUCUAUGUCCCAUUCAAGCUCAAGAUCAUCAUUACCGAUGUUAUGGGGGCUACCCCUGCGCCAAGGAGAAACAGAACCUUUUGUAGAUAGAGAUAGGUUGGACCUUCGGGGUUGUGUGGGCGCUGCUUCGAGAACAUCCAGACGUUCGGCUAUGGAUGCUAAAUGUAUCUGUACGUUCUCUAUAGCGUGUUCCAAAGUUGGACGGGAGGCAGGUCUAGUAGGGAUUCCGUAUUGUCGAGGCGGUGGUGGAAUACUGGCUGUUGGGGGCCGGACAUUGACGUGAGUGUGAUGAAUAUUUGGUGUUGCCGUCC
Molecule: messenger RNA, 1948 nt
Organism: Serpula lacrymans var. lacrymans S7.9
Lineage: Eukaryota; Fungi; Basidiomycota; Agaricomycetes; Boletales; Serpulaceae
Exons: 14
Coding region: 1-1140 (379 amino acids)
Biological process (GO): formaldehyde catabolic process
Cellular component (GO): cytosol
Molecular function (GO): zinc ion binding; S-(hydroxymethyl)glutathione dehydrogenase [NAD(P)+] activity
Source: RefSeq, a predicted model, not a curated record